Molecule: messenger RNA, 1041 nt
Organism: Grosmannia clavigera kw1407
Lineage: Eukaryota; Fungi; Ascomycota; Sordariomycetes; Ophiostomatales; Ophiostomataceae
Product: aflatoxin b1-aldehyde reductase
Exons: 2
Coding region: 1-1041 (346 amino acids)
Molecular function (GO): oxidoreductase activity
Source: RefSeq, a predicted model, not a curated record
AUGGCAGCGACAGCAGCAACAACGCAGCCGAAGACGGCCUUGAAGAUCGUCUUCGGGGCCAUGACUCUAGGCCGAGAGGGUGUCGAGCAGACGCGCGUGCACAGCUUGCAGGGCGCCGCCGCCAUCCUGGACACGUUCCAGAAGCACGGGUACAACGAGGUCGACACGGCGCGGGUGUACGGCGACGGCAGUUCGGAAGAGUACCUCGGCCAGCUAGACCUGGCAAAACGCGGCAUCGUGCUGGCCACCAAACUGGCGCCGGGCACGAUCGCCAGCAUGGCGCACGCGUACACGCACCGGCCAGCCGAGCUGCGGGCGGCGCUGCUGGACAGCCUCCGGGCGCUGCAGACGGACCGGGUCGACAUGUGGUAUCUGCACAUGCCUGAUCACAGCGUGCCAUACGAGGACACGCUGCGUGAGGUGGACAGUCUGCACCGGCAGGGUUACUUCCGCCGCUUUGGGCUCAGCAACUACGCCGCCUGGGAGGUUGCUCAGAUCGCCGAGACGGCCAUCCGCCACGGCUGGAAGCGUCCGGACGUCUACCAGGGCGUCUACAACGGCCCGCACCGUGCUGUCGAGCCCGAACUGCUGCCGGCUCUGCGCCACUACGGCAUCGCCUUUUAUCUGUACAAUCCGCUGGCCGGUGGCCUGCUGACGGACCGCUACCGGCGUGAGCAGCCUGGCAGCAGCAGCGACGCCGCCAUCGAUCCCGGCAGCCGCUUCGACCCGACCAAAAAUCAGGGCGCCAGCUACCGUGAUCGCUACUGGAAUGACGCUUACUUUGACGCCCUGGAUGUCGUCCGCCCCGUGGCCGCCCGUCUUGGCAUUCCCACCGCCGAGGCCGCUCUGCGCUGGGCCAGCCACCACAGCCUGCUGGCCCGCGAACACGGCGACGCCAUCAUCAUCGGCGCCAGCAGCCAGGCCCAGCUGGAGCAGAAUCUCACCGCGCUGGAACAGGGCCCGCUACCCGUCGAGCUGGUCGAGGCUUUUGACAAGGCCUGGCUGCUGGUCAAGGCCGUCGCCCGGCCCUACUUCCGUUGA